Molecule: messenger RNA, 844 nt
Organism: Eruca vesicaria subsp. sativa (arugula)
Lineage: Eukaryota; Viridiplantae; Streptophyta; Magnoliopsida; Brassicales; Brassicaceae
Source: the annotation of a GenBank genome assembly
GCGAAAUUGAAUCAGAUUUCAAUCAGAUUCCUUGCUUCAUGUUCGUAUCUUCAGUAGCAGCUUCGAAAACGCUAUCGGUAGUGUUUGUUUUCAUCAUAGGUUUGAGUCUUUGAUUCACUCAGAUUGUGAGUUGUUGUUUUAGGGAUUCAUGAAUUCUAAGCUAGGGUUUCUGAUUUUUGCUAAUUGUUCAAACUCAUUAAUUGUUUUUCAUUUUUUUUCCUCUGAUGUGGGUUACUUCUGGAAUGCUCAAAAUUGAUGUUUUGGUACAGUACUUGCUGGACUUGCCUUCAUGUUUUCAUCGAGUAUCCUCCUUCAGAUCCUGGCGUGUGCGAUAUAUGGUAACUGGUGGCCAAUGCUGUCAGCACUCAUGUAUGUAGUUGUGCCUAUGCCAUGUAUGUUCUUUGGAGGAGGCUCAACACAGUUCCUAAUUAGCCGAGAUGGUGGAGGGUGGAUAGAUGCAGCAAAGUUCUUGACAGGAGCAUCAACCGUGGGAAGCCUGGCGAUUCCAAUUAUUUUAAGGCAUGCGGGAAUGAUCGAGACGGGUGCAAUGCUGAUAGAAUUCACGUCGUUCUUCAUAUUCAUAUGCACCGUCAUGUGUUUUCACAGGGCUAGCCUUGAUGAUGAUUGGUAACAGAUAAGUUGUUUGUGAUAAUACUAAUUGGACUCGCAUGAAAAAAGAAAAAAAGAGAGGAGAGAGUUGAAUGUGAUGUGUUUUCUCCAUCUUUUGUAAAUCUUUGUAUCAACCAGUGUCUGUGUAAAAAUCUAUUCAUCAUAGUGAAUUUGAUGCUUUGUAUUUUUUAUAAGUUUUUUCUUUUGAAACAAGUAACAAAGACGUAACUUUGUC